AUGCAACUACGUGUUGCCCUGAACAUUCCAUUCAAAGAUAUCGAGUCAGAUGAUGUUGAGUCGAGUGAAAUCCCUACUCUGAUUAGGUUUUUUAACGAGGGUAAUCGAUCUGAGAUUUGCCAGCCCAAUGCUUUUGUGUAUUCAUCCGGUGCCUUUUUGACUACAUCGUCUGAAGAUGAUGAUUUCCACAUUAUUCUGCACGCUCAUAACUUAGACCGCCAUCCGGGUAAUCAAGAGGAUCCAGAUUCAUACUUCAUGCACUGCCCCGGCGCUGCCCAGCCUAUCGUGACGUUUCUCGGCAUCGUUCUUGAACGAAGAGGACAAUUGAAUGACGGACAGAACUUACUUCACUAUCGACUUCAAACAACUGUUUACAAUCCAUCGACCCGUACCCCUCAUACCUUUCCAAUAACGGCUUUCUUUAAGAACGGGCAACGUUGGGCAAACUUUCCACCGCUCAAUUUGGAUACUCAUGUGUUUUUGACCGGUCGUAUCUUCGGCCUCACAAAAGAGGACCGCCAGUUAGCUGUCGUAACAGACGACAUACAUUUUCUCCCAACAUCAACAAGCAGCCUUCCACCAACCCCUUCUUCUACAAUUGGGAAGAGGAAACGCGUUGAUCGCUGGUCCCAAAGGGCUGGUCCGACUACACCGUCCAAAUCCACGUCUCAGUUUUAUGACCCCCAACUUGCAGAGAACGUUAGGGCCACCAGUACUGCCGACGAGGAUGAAGAUGAGGAAAGCACUCAGGUUACAUGGGCUGACAAUCUGGAUGGAACUGAAAGUGCUCGACAGACAAGUACACCGACUCCCGAGAGGCGUUCGCAGAGACCAAGAAAAACUUCAUACACCGAUAUACUUGCACUGUCAAAAUAA
Messenger RNA from Penicillium cosmopolitanum, 876 nucleotides. RefSeq lists its product as uncharacterized. The transcript is spliced from 2 exons. The record is from RefSeq and is a predicted model, not a curated record. Lineage: Eukaryota; Fungi; Ascomycota; Eurotiomycetes; Eurotiales; Aspergillaceae. The coding region runs from base 1 to 876 and encodes 291 amino acids.